AUUGGCAGUUUGGUGUUUUGCUGGCUUGCCAUUCCAAUGAUCCAGGCUGAUCUUGAUCAAUUCAGGUGCAUUCGCAACUCCAGCAAGCCAUGCAGAGACAACAAAAAGGCCAUGCCGGCAGAGAUCCCAGCUGAGCUGCUGGAGAAUCCAGCAGGUCAUGGCUGUACCAUGAUUAUAAGGCCAAUAGCUGGACAACUCUAUGCUCCUGCAGAUCAUGAGGUGUUCCAGCUGGUGCUGCAGAAGUUUGCAGAACAUGCCCAGCAUGCAUACAUUGUGCUUUGUCACCCUGAGGUGAACCAUGCCAGCUUCUGGGAAGUGUAUUCCCUGAUGCUGUGCCAGUUGGCAGCAGACAAUGAGGCAUUCCACAAGGAGAUUCUAGCAAAUGCAAUG
Messenger RNA from Dacryopinax primogenitus, 390 nucleotides. RefSeq lists its product as uncharacterized. NCBI's taxonomy places the organism in Eukaryota, Fungi, Basidiomycota, Dacrymycetes, Dacrymycetales, Dacrymycetaceae. The transcript is spliced from 3 exons. The annotation marks the transcript as partial. The record is from RefSeq and is a predicted model, not a curated record.